AUGGCCCCCUCAAGCGAAUCCACAUCCCUACCCUCCCUCCCGCAAUCCAAAGAAGAGCUCAAGGCCGAGAUCAAGGCCGAGUCGCAAAAGGUCGUCAGCGCCGGCUUCGCCCAAGUCCGCUCCUUGGCCGCCGGUGGUUUCGGCGGCGUCUGCGCCGUCAUCGUCGGCCACCCCUUCGACCUCGUCAAGGUCCGCCUCCAGACCGCCGAGAAGGGCCUCUACUCCAGCGCCGUCGAUGUCGUGAGGAAAAGCAUUGCCCGUGAUGGUCUCGCCAGGGGUCUCUACGCCGGCGUGUCCGCUCCUCUCGUCGGCGUCACUCCCAUGUUCGCCGUCUCCUUCUGGGGCUACGACGUCGGCAAAUCCCUCGUCCGCUCCUUCUCCCCCACCCAAGACCACUCCGCCCCCCUCACCAUCGCCCAGACCUCCGCCGCCGGUUUCUUCUCCGCCAUCCCCAUGACCGCCAUCACCGCCCCCUUCGAGCGCGUCAAGGUCAUCCUGCAGGUCCAGUCCCAGAACCUGAAACCGGGCGAGAAGCCCCGCUACACCGGCGCCGCCGACGUCGUCCGCCAGCUCUACGCCGAAGGCGGCCUCCGCUCCGUCUUCCGCGGCUCCGCCGCCACCCUCGCCCGCGACGGCCCCGGCUCCGCCGCCUACUUCGCCGCCUACGAGUACAUCAAGCGCCGCCUCACCCCGCGCGACCCCGCCACCGGAUCCCCCACCGGCGACAUCAGCCUCCUCGCCAUCACCGCCGCCGGUGCGGCCGCCGGCGUCGCCAUGUGGAUCCCCGUCUUCCCCGUCGAUACCGUCAAGUCCCGCCUCCAGACCGCCGAGGGCCCCGUCUCCAUCCGCGGCGUCGUGGGUGACCUCUACGCCAGGGGUGGCUUGCGCGCUUUCUUCCCUGGCUUCGGCCCCGCGCUGGCCCGCGCUGUCCCUGCUAACGCGGCUACCUUCCUCGGCGUCGAGCUGGCGCACCAGGCCAUGAACAAGGCUUUUGGUGGCUAG
Molecule: messenger RNA, 1002 nt
Organism: Sodiomyces alkalinus F11
Lineage: Eukaryota; Fungi; Ascomycota; Sordariomycetes; Glomerellales; Plectosphaerellaceae
Product: mitochondrial carrier
Exons: 2
Coding region: 1-1002 (333 amino acids)
Biological process (GO): carnitine transmembrane transport; mitochondrial transport
Cellular component (GO): mitochondrial envelope
Molecular function (GO): O-acyl-L-carnitine transmembrane transporter activity
Source: RefSeq, a predicted model, not a curated record